GAUUGACACUAUUAAAUUGUUGCCAAAAAUUACAUCCUCUGCAACAAUUAUUGAGUUUCCAAUCAAUUGAAGCUCUUUAGCAUUGGACCACGAGACACACGCGAAGCUUUCCAUCAGUAAUCUUCAUCUUGUUAAAUUCUUGGAUAAUCAUCAUCAUUUACUGCUACCUUAAUUUUACAGAUAUAUAGUAUAGAGAGCUAGGGAGAUAAGAUAGAGACUCAGGGAGACAUGCUCACUUCUCAUCACCUUCCUAGGAAUUUCCUUGCGUUUCAGACCACCUUAUCACCAAUUUCUUUCAAUCGUUACACUGUUUGUCUUAUAAGGACAAAUCUUCUCUUCUUGUUAUUCUUCAUUUCGAUAUCUCUUCUUGCUCCUCGAUCCAAAGGCUAGGAUUUCUUCAUCUGGUUUGUGUGAUCUUAUACGAAUUUGUUGCUUUCUCAUCCUUAGCUGGUUUUCUUGAUUUUUUAGGGUGUUUUAAGAGAUGGGUUUGAGUUCUAAGCAGGUUUCUAGUGAUGGGUUAGAUUGGAGCCAGACACUUUUGCAGCAGGCACGGACCUUGGAGCUCCCUAAGCCUCCUAUUGUAAGGGGGCAACAGCAACAAAACCAGCAGCAAUCAGAGCCCUUGAAGUGCCCAAGAUGUGACUCAACGAACACCAAGUUUUGUUACUAUAACAACUACAAUAAGUCACAGCCAAGGCAUUUUUGCAAGACGUGCAAGAGGCACUGGACUAAAGGUGGCACUCUCCGCAAUGUUCCUAUAGGCGGUGGGCGCAAAAAUAAGCGGCUGAAAACGUCGAAAAACACUGCUAAAACCUCCUCCGCAGCCGCCACUAGAAGCGCCACUAGUACAAGAACCAAUAGUGGCAGUAUCAUUAACAGGGUGAAUCCCCAAAUUGUAAUUCAAGCUCAGCAUCAAAAGCAAAAUCUUCCUCUCGCACAUGGUGAUCAGAAAAGCGUAUCUGAAAUCAUGUGUCAAGCAAUGAUUAGCCCACCAUCUUUAGCUUUGCAACAGAAUUCUAUGAGCUGCAGCAACUUUUCCAGUAAAAGUUUCAAUACCGGGAACAGCGGUGUCUUUCUGGGUUCAACUUUGUCUCUUCCUCAAAAUCAAGGAUUACACUUUCCAUAUUCAAGCUCAAGCACUUUCGACACACACCCAUCUUUGAUCUCCACCUCCUUGCAGUCCUCAAAUCUUUAUAACUACAGAAGUGGAGAAGCUAUGGAAGAUUCAACCAUCACAACCGUCAUGCCUGCCACGAGCAACACCAUCUCUCAUCAGCCAUGGCAAGUGCCAAAUGCAAGCUGUGGUAUGGACAUGACAAGUUACUGGAAUUGGGAUGAUAUUGAUACUUUUGUAUCCACUAAUCUCAACGUACCCUGGGAUGAUUCUGAGCUUAAACCAUAAUUAUGGGGGUUUCAAUUGACCAUUAGGAGUGUGUAUAAAUCAUUUUCUUUUCUUCUUCUUCUUUUUUCCCCUUUGAUCUUUAUCAACUAUAAGUUAUUGGGAAUUUGUGUUUGAUUGAGGUGAAUGAUUUCAGUGUCAAAAUUCAAGUUUCUGUUUUUCAGGUCAUGUAUAAUGUAGUGUAACUAUUAUAGUACGUAGACUAAUUGAAGCUGUCCCUUUUAGUUUCAGCUUCGGGCUAAUAUAUAUCAGGUGUCCAUUUCUGUACUCUCUAGUCUUCCUUGCUCAUUUCAAUUAUAAAAUUUUAAUCUUCAAGGGUAGGGUUAAUUACUUGUGAUUCGGCUGGAGAAGAGGCAUUGGGGAGCCAAGAGGGAGAUGGGUCUCAUCCAGCUAGGGUGGGCUAACUCAGAUGUGAUGUAUGAUUCUUGUGGAUGUGUAUAUUUUUUUGGAUAUCUGAACAAUAAUAUUUAGAUGGGGAUUUGUUUUGUUCA
Messenger RNA from Manihot esculenta (cassava), 1890 nucleotides. RefSeq names its product dof zinc finger protein DOF1.4. The transcript has a single exon. Lineage: Eukaryota; Viridiplantae; Streptophyta; Magnoliopsida; Malpighiales; Euphorbiaceae. Gene Ontology annotation, biological process: regulation of DNA-templated transcription. Bases 482 to 1402 code for a protein of 306 amino acids. The record is from RefSeq and is a predicted model, not a curated record. Gene Ontology annotation, molecular function: DNA binding; DNA-binding transcription factor activity.